Molecule: messenger RNA, 2132 nt
Organism: Neomonachus schauinslandi (Hawaiian monk seal)
Lineage: Eukaryota; Metazoa; Chordata; Mammalia; Carnivora; Phocidae
Gene: TRMT5
Product: tRNA methyltransferase 5
Exons: 5
Coding region: 37-1524 (495 amino acids)
Biological process (GO): tRNA N1-guanine methylation; mitochondrial tRNA methylation
Cellular component (GO): mitochondrial matrix; cytoplasm
Source: RefSeq, a predicted model, not a curated record
UUCCACGAGCGACCCAUUUCCGAGCUGCACCAGAGCAUGAGGAUCUUAUGGAGGCCAUUUGGAUUCUCAAGAAUACUUUUCAAAGUGGAAAGCUGUAGAAUAUCUGAAUCAGAAUCACUGACUCCACUAGCUUGGACAUCACAGAUACAGAAGCUUAGCAGAGCACCUGGUAUUUUCUUGUUGGAUCAAAGAAAAAGAUUCUCAACCAUGCCUGAAAUAGAAUCAGACCAGAGAGACUCUGAAUUGUUUUCACCACCCUCUAAUGUUCGAGGAAUGACAAAACUUGAUAGAACAGCUUUUAAAAAGACAGUAACCAUCCCAGUGCUUAAAGUAAGGAAAGAAAUAGUCAAUAAAUUGAUGCGAUCCCUUAAAAGGGCAGCACUGCAGCGCCCAGGCAUAAAACGUGUGAUUGAAGAUCCAGAAGAUGAAGAAAGUAGACUAAUUAUGUUGGAUCCCUAUAAAAUAUUUACUGAUGAUUCCUUUGAAAGAGCAGAACUCAGUAUUUUAAGGCAGCUUAAUGUCAAUCCACAGAUAUCUAAAUAUAAUUUGGAACUAACUUAUGAAAACUUUAAGUCAGAAGAAAUCUUGAAAGCUGUGCUUCCUGAAGGUCAAGAUGUGACUUCAGGUUUUAGCAGAGUUGGACAUAUUGCCCACCUGAACCUUCGAGAUCAUCAACUACCUUUCAAGCAUUUAAUUGGCCAAGUUAUGAUUGACAAAAAUCCAGGAAUCACCUCAGCAGUAAAUAAAAUCAAUAAUAUUGAUAAUACAUACCGAAAUUUCCAAAUGGAAGUACUAUCUGGAGAGAAGAACAUGAUGACCAAGGUUCGAGAAAACAGCUACACCUAUGAAUUUGAUUUUUCGAAAGUCUAUUGGAAUCCUCGCCUCUCUACAGAACACAGUCGUAUCACAGAACUUCUCAAACCUGGGGAUAUACUAUUUGAUGUUUUCGCUGGGGUUGGGCCUUUUGCCGUUCCAGUAGCAAAGAAAAACUGCACUGUAUUUGCUAACGAUCUCAAUCCUGAAUCCCAUAAGUGGCUGUUGCACAAUUGUAAAUUAAAUAAAGUGGACCAAAAGGUGAAAGUCUUUAACUUGGAUGGGAAAGACUUCCUUCAAGGACCAGUCAGAAAAGAGUUAAUGCAGCAGCCAGGACCACUGUCAAAAGAAAGAAAACACUCUGUGCACAUUGUCAUGAACUUGCCAGCAAAGGCUAUCGAGUUUCUCGGUGUUUUCAAAUCGCUUUUGGAUGGGCCACCAUGCAGCAUUGAGCUCCUUCCCAUAGUGCACUGUUACAGCUUUUCCAAAGAUCCUAAUCCUGCUAAGGAUGUUCAGCAACGAGCUGGGGCUGUGUUAGGCAUUUCCUUGGAGGCAUGCAGUUCAAUUCACCCAGUAAGAAAUGUAGCCCCUAACAAGGAAAUGUUAUGUAUCACCUUCCAGAUUCCUGCUGCUGUACUCUACAAGAACCAGACCCUAAAUCUAGAGAAUCAUGAUGAUCCACCUCUUAAACGCCAGAGGACAGAUAAAUAAAGUCUUUUCAGAAGAAAAAACUCAAAUUUCCUCAGUCACUUAAUUGGAAACGUUUUCUCCCUCUCCCCACUAGACCUUUACAUAAUGAAAUAUAAUUUGUAUGACUUCAUAAAAUUUUAGCAGUUAACUUUAGUAUUGAACACUUCUAUUUUACCCUUGUUGUCUUAUAAGUUGAAGAUUAUCAAAUUAAAAUUUAAAUGACAUAAGUCUACUAAGUAUAGUUUAUCUGUUAUAAUCUUACAAUCUAAAUUAUAUCUAAUUCUUCAUUAAAUAUAUUUAAAUAUUGACUGUCUCCCGGGAAAAUAGUUUUUGAAGGUGGGAUAAUUGCUUGCUAAGAAAGUACUAAUACCACUUUGCAGUGAUCCUCAGUGCCUAAAUUUUAUGUAAGUACCCCUAACUUAUCACUGUAUAAGUAAUAAAAAUGAAAUUAUUUAGAUCAGGGAUGGCAAACUAUGCCUGGCAGGCCAGAUCUAGCCUACCACCUGUUUUUGUAUGGCAGAUGACUGGAGAAUGGUUCUUAUACUAAUGAUUGAAAAAAUUAAAUCUUGUGACAUGAGAAUUAUAUGAAAUUUGAAUUUCAGUGUCCAUAAAUACAGUUCUUUUGGAAC